This is a messenger RNA of Tetrahymena thermophila SB210, 4518 nucleotides long. RefSeq names its product Serine/Threonine kinase domain protein. The record is from RefSeq and is a predicted model, not a curated record. The transcript is spliced from 2 exons. Gene Ontology annotation, molecular function: ATP binding; protein binding; MAP kinase kinase activity. NCBI's taxonomy places the organism in Eukaryota, Ciliophora, Oligohymenophorea, Hymenostomatida, Tetrahymenidae. Gene Ontology annotation, biological process: MAPK cascade; protein phosphorylation.
AUGUCGAAAUAAACAGAGAAAUAAAUCUAAAAUUAAUCUUUAAACUCUGCAACCAGUGGGUAGAUAGAUGAGGGAAAAAAAUCUGAUUUUAAUUUUAAACAUGAAAGUAGCUAUAGUUCAAACGAGAAAGAUUUAAAAUAACUCUUGGAAAUAUCAGAUAUUUUGAAUAAAAAGAAAUAGCCUAGAAGUAAUAAAUGGGAAUUAGUAAACUCUGUUAUGAACAAUUUGAAAGAUGACUCUGAUAAAUAUUUAAAUUAGCGCUUUAUUGUUUUGGAAGAAAAUUGUUCUUAAAAUUUUUUUAAAGAUAAAACAGUUUCAAAGGGAUCUAAAAGCUAAAAUAAUUCCUCAGCUGAUUAAUUAAGCAAUUUAUCUGACAAAACAAUUUAAAAAGCAAAUUUUGCUUAAUCUAAAAAUGACAGUAGCUUAGGAAAUACAUUUUAAAGUUAAGAAGAAUCAAAUUACAUUACUAUUCACAAAAAAUCUUCAAAAGGAUCAAAUCAGAGCAAUAAAAUAUAGGAAGAAAUUAAAUCUAAUAAACUAGCAAGUAAUUAAAUAAUAUAAGCUCAAUCAAGUCAAGAAGUUUCUGCAAAUGCAAACUCAAAAGAUUAUUCUGUAGUAUAAAAAGUAAAUUCAGAAUCCUAUGAAAUUGAACAAAAACUUAGUACUUAAUCAAUUGGCAAAAUUACUUCGUCUUCUUAGUCUGAUGGAAAGGACUAUACUUAAGAAUAUUCAAUAUCUUCUAAAUCAAAUAGUUUAUCUUUAUCAUCUAAAGAAUAAUAUAAUUCUUCCAAUCAAUCAGAUACAAUAUCUUCCAAAUAAUCAUAUACUUCUUCAAAUAAAUCGUAUACUUCUUCAAAUCAAUCAUAGACUUCUUCUUAUCCAUCAUAAACUAAUUCCAAGGAAUAAAAUGCUUUAUCUAAAGAUUCUUGCAACUCUUCAAACGAAUCAAAAUAUUAACCAAAAGAUUCAUUCACUUCUUCAAACGAAUCAAAUAAUUAAUCAAAAGAAUAAUUUAAUUCUUCUUAAUAAAUGCUUAGUUAGCCAAAGGAAUCAUUCACUUAGACAUCAAUAAAACAUUAAAAAAAAAUUAAUUAAUAUUAAAAUUAAGAAAAGCUAGCACAAAAUAUGCAAGAUGACUUGACAAAAAUUGAUAUUGAAGAAGACAGUGAAAAUUUUGAUGAAGUCAUAAAUGAUUAAAAUAUUGAUAUUUUAAAAGAAGAUACUUAUAUGAAAAUUGAUUAAGUUAUAACAAUAGAUAGGAAUAAGGCAUAUUUGGCAAUUAGCAAGAGUAUUAUGAAGUUUAACGAGUAUUUAAAUCAAAAUAAACUUAGAAUGCUGUCGAAAUAGACUAAAAUCAAUUAGGUAGAUUAAUUAGAAGAGGCAAUUGAAAAUUUAAAGUAAUCCGAAUAAAAUCAUUACAAUAAAUAAUUAAUUCAAUAAAUAAGCGAUGAGUUGAAGAAAAAAUUUAUUGAAGAGGAUUUAAAAGAUGAAGAAAUAAUAAUUAAAAACAAAUUUCUUAUUGAGUAAAUAAAAAAUUAAGUAAAAUGUACUAACAAGAAGUACAUAGAAAGAAUCUUUGUUGCAAUAUAUAGACGAAGAUACAAAAUAACUAAAUAUCUUACAUCUGGAGGACAAGCAGACAUUCUUAUUGGAACAUAUUUAGAUGAUACAAAUUAAGAAAAGGAAUACGUGUUAAGAAUAGUUUCUUCAGAUUAAGAUACUUACGAUUACAUAAGGGAAGAAUUUGAGCUUGUUAACAAAUUUUAAAAAGCAUCAAAUAUUAUCAAAUAUUAUGAUUCAAUCUAUUUAGAAGAUAUAUACACUGGGGUUUUUAUUGUAGAAAAAUGCUCUGGAAGUCUUACAGAUACACUUAGAAGCAAAAGAAAUAACAAUGUUAAUUUCACUGAGUAAGAAAUAUUCAAAAUAGUUUUUGAUUUAGUGUAAGGAUUGGUAGAAAUGAGAUCAUAUAAUAUACUUCAUUAGGAUAUUAAACCAGAUAAUAUUUUAAUCAAUCGAAAAGGAAAUUAUAUAUAUUCUGAUUUUGGUUGUUCUAGUAAGUUCUUAGACGGUCUUGCAGAGAAUAAGGGUUUCACGAUGAAAUACUGUGCUCCUGAGCAGUUGAUUGAGGAAUACUUUACAAACUAUAAAGCAGACAUAUAUUAAUUGGGUAGAACUAUUUAACAGGUAUUAGAGCUAUAUGAGAAGUUUAGAGGAGUAUAAACAAAAUUCAUAAAGGACCUAAAUAAUAUUAUAUUUUGUAAUAUGUUACAGGAUUAACAAGAUAAUAGAAAAGAAUGUGUGGAUAUUUUAAUUCUUUUAUCUGAUUCAAUAGUAGAAUCGCAACAAAAAAGCUACGCAGAUAAAUUUAUUGUGUGGAUUGAAGAGCAAACAAAUAAAUAGCAGAUUAUUUAAGAAAGAGAAACUAACUUCAGCUUAAAAUCUUUGAUCACAUUUCAUUUUAUUUGGUUUUAAUUAAAGCUUUUUUAAGGAGGAUAUCAGCUCCUUAUUUAAAAAAAAUCAGAAUAACAGCUUUUAAAUGAAAUAAUUGAAAAAAUUUACACUGAUUUUUCUGCACUCAAAAAUACUCAAGGAAAUAUUUAAUUUUCAUAGCAUUUAACUUCUCUUUUAGAAAUUUUAUACAGCUUGGUAGAAGUCUUCAAUUAAUAAAAUAAUUGUGAGACUGUUUACAAAAUCGCUAGCUUUUUAAUGAAGAUAUCGGAAGAAAUAGAUCAUCAAAAUGAAGAACUGUUUGAAAAUGCAAUUAGAUAUUUAUAAUAAUAGAUGUUUAAAAAAGUAGAUUUUUCUAAGUAUUUAGAUUAAAUUGAAGAUAGAGCAGAAUCUUAGAAUAAUUGUUAACUAUACACUUUUUUAGCCUAUGAAUAUUUUCAUAAUGAUAUAAGUAAAUCCUUUUACUACUCUUUGAAAGUCCAUGCUUAGAAUUAUUAAAAAUAUGUUGAAUAUAGUUAAACUUAAAACCUAAAUAAAAGUGAUUUUUUCACACUUGGCUAUUAUUAUUUAUAAUCAUUGUUCUUUAUUACUCAAAUAUUUACUGAAAUAAACUUGGAUUCAAUUGUUAUAAAUCAUAUCUAAUUUAUAAGAACAAUAUCUAAUAAUUUAAAAUUAGGAAAAUUAUUUGAACGAUAGUGGGCUAAUUUGGGAUUAUCCUUUUAUAAUAUGAAAUAAUACAAGAAAGCUUUGGUAUUUUUUCAAGAAGAUAUCAAACAAUAAUCUUCAGAAAAUCGUAAUUAAAGUUUUAAUUUUGCUUACUCUAAGUUCAAAAUUGCUUGUUGCUAUUUCGAAUUAGGAUAGUUUGAAUCAGCAGAAAAGGAAUUCUUAGAGCUUGAGGAAUUUUUUGAAAAGCAACUUAAAAAUAACUAAUACUUUUACACUUGUUUUAUAAAAAUAAAAACUUUUUCAUAUUUAGGUGUUAAUUUUGAUAAUAAAGGUUAAUUUAAAUAAUCUAUAAUUUACCACUCAAAGGCUCUUUAAGAAUUAGAAAAUCUAAAUAAUAAAAAACAUACACUCUAUCAGGCUUUUUACCCAUACUGUUUGUUUAAGCUUGGUAUGUGCUAUUGCUAGCCUGACACUUAUGAUUAAAGUCAAUCAAUAAUCUACUUUACUAAAUUUUUAGAAACUACGAAAGAAAAAGACUUAUGUGAAUUAGAUAUAGAUUAAAGAUAGGCAGUAAUAGUUUCCUUAAAUGGUUUGGCUUAUUUUUACUUUAUAUCAAACAAAUUCUAGGAAAGUGAGUUAUAUUAUACAUAACUUAUAAGGGUAUUUAUAUAAUUUAGUGAUUAUGGAAAUUAAAUUUUCGAAAUAGGCAUUAAUAAUUUGAUGACAACGAUGAUUCAAUUAGAUUAAACUGAAAAUAAUUUUUAUCUUAAAUUUAUAGACUUAGUAAUUGAAGUCGUUUAAGGUAAAAAAAUUACAGAUGAUUAAUAAAAAAAUAAUAUAAUAGAAGAUAUAUAAACAGCCUUUUAAUAUAGUAAGGAGUUAGAAUAAGAGGAUAUGUUUUUAAAAAAUAACCAAUUAAUCUCUCUUUUAGAGCAUUUUAAUUUAAAAGAAGAAAUUUAUAUAACAAUACUAAACUACCAAGCUUAAGUUUUGUUUGAAAGUGCAUAAUAUGAUCAAGCUAUUAUUUUUUAUGAAAAAUCCCUUCCUACUAUGAUAAAUAUUUACAGUCAUCCAAACGAAUUUGUAGCAAUUGUUUAAAGCGGUUUAGGUAUGGCUUAUCACUAAAUUAGAUAAUUUUAGGUUGCCAUCAACUAUUACAACUCUGCUUUAAAAACCAUGAAGGAUUUAGACUAUUAUGAAAACGAAGAAACACAUUAAGACAUGAUAGAUUGCAUUGACAGAAUUUUAAUCUGCUUUCAAGGAUUUGGAAAUACACCUUUAGCCCUUGAAUUUUAUUAAAAUUUUGAAGAUAUAAUGCCAUUUUUAUAUGAAUAAUCUCAUCCCUCAAUAAUUAAGUUCAAUUCUUAAUAUGAAACUUGCAAGAAAAAAUUAAAUUCUUUAUGA